Gongylonema pulchrum is the source of this 480-nucleotide messenger RNA. Lineage: Eukaryota; Metazoa; Nematoda; Chromadorea; Rhabditida; Gongylonematidae. The record is from the annotation of a GenBank genome assembly.
AUGUCGGGAUUUGGGGGGGUUGCGCAGCUCAGAAUCCAGUCUGAUUCCACGAUCACUUCCUCGGAUUCGACCUCUGACGAUGAUCGCACAUUGGAAUCACCAGAAGGUCUUGAAAGUCCGCCGGCACUGAUACCAACUAGAUCUGUACGAUCAAUAUCGCUAAAUUCAGCGCUGAAAAAGGCGGAUCGACGGGGUGAUAAAAAAGCUGUGCAUUUUGCGGAUUCGCUUGGCUUGGAUCUUGUUAAUGUUCAUCCACUUCAGUCUUCAGGCUACAGUUCGUUUGAAGAUUUGUUCAGCAGCACACCACCACUGUACUUCAAUGGGUAUCUGAAAAUUAUUGAUUCCACAUUACAUUUUACUGCUUCGGAGCGAUCAGUCCUGCACUUUUGUUCCCUUUACGUGUUGCUUGCCCAGUUACACUUUGCGUCUAAAGAUUGCUACGGUAAUGCGAAUAACGGUGUGCUAAUGAUUGUAAACUAA